Molecule: messenger RNA, 2088 nt
Organism: Eimeria acervulina
Lineage: Eukaryota; Apicomplexa; Conoidasida; Eucoccidiorida; Eimeriidae
Product: CMGC kinase, Lammer family, putative
Exons: 8
Coding region: 1-2088 (695 amino acids)
Biological process (GO): protein phosphorylation
Cellular component (GO): nucleus
Molecular function (GO): protein kinase activity; ATP binding
Source: RefSeq, a predicted model, not a curated record
AUGCGCAGCUGUGCAGACACCGCAGCAGAAGCAGCAACAGCAGCAACAGCAGCAAGCUGCGUUCGCCUGUGGGGCAGCGGUCUGGGAUCGGAUCCCAAGGCAGUAGGCGGCGCAGCAUCAAACGACAUGCAGGCGGCAGCAGCAAACCAGAAAGAGACAGAGAAAGAGACAGAGAAAGAGACAGAGACAGAGACAGAGACAGAGAUGAAGAUAGCAGCAGGCGGCACAACCACCGCCAGCCUCUUCAGCAGCAGCAGCAGAUGCGGCUGCUGCAGCCCGCAGGUUCUCACCGCAGCAGCAGAAGGAGUUCAGCAGAGACAGGCGGAUAUGCACUCUCCUCAUACCGCAGCAGCAGAGACAGAGACAGAGACAGAGACAGAGACAGAGACAGAGACAGAGACAAAGACAGAAGCAGCAAAACUGAAGGGGCUCGCAGCGGCAGGCAGAGGGAGAGAGACGGGUGCGACAAGCCCAGAGACAGAGACAGAGAUAGAGAUAGAGACAGAGACAGCAGCAGGAUGCACGGUGGCGGGCGAAGCGCGAGGUGAAGAUUACAACAAGAGGCGGCAUUACUCUAGCAAAUGGUAUCAGAAGGACGCCCGGCGUCGCAUGAGCUGCAGCAGAAGCCGCAGCAGCAGCAGCAAGUGGCGCAGCAGCAACAGCAGCAGCGUGGAGAGUCGCCGCCUUGGCGGAGAUAGGCACAGGGGAGCAGCAGCAGCAGCAGCAACAGCAGCAGGAAGGAGGAGUUCUCGGAAGCACAGCAGUCCGUACAGGGCCCGCCACUACAGCCCCACCAACGGGCGACCGCUUGCUGCUGCUGCUACAUCAGCAGCAAAACAAAAUAGCAGCAAGCACGGCCACGAGCGACGCAGCAGACGAGAAGCAGCAGGGAGCAGCAGCAAGAAGAGCCGCGUUCAUUCUUCGCAGCGGCAGCCUCGCCGGUCUCCACCUCCCCCUCAGCAGCAGCAGCAGCAGCAGCAGCAGCAGAGCGGAAGGAAGAGUCUGCGGAAGCAAAAUAAAGAGGCAUCAAGAGAUGAAAUUACACACUUCUCUUGGAAGCCAGGCCUUUGGUUAAAUAACAGAUAUCGGGUUCUUGCAAAGUUAGGCGACGGAACAUUCGGUAGAGUGCUGCGCUGCGUAGAUGUUCUAUUACAGACGCAAGUCGCCAUCAAGGUGGUGCGGGACGUGGCUCGGUACACCGCAGCAGCGGAAAUUGAAGCGGAUAUUUUGCGGAAGUUGAAUCGGAAAGAUUACCGAAGGGAGUCAGGUUGUGUGUGUCUGUUAGAUGCAUUUAUGUAUCACCAGCGGCAUAUGUGUUUGGUUUUUGAAUGUCUAGGGAAGAGCCUUUAUGAUGUUCUAGCAGAAAACAAAUAUAGAGGCUUCUACUUGCAAGAUAUCGUUGAAGUCGCUAGACAAGGACUUAACACCCUCGCCUUCAUGCGAGACUGCAAACUCGCACACACAGACCUCAAGCCUGAAAACAUUUUGCUGCAAGGGGAGAAGAUGUUUGAGACGCGCGCUCCCCGGCCCUCGGAGGAAGACGACUGCUCCACUCCAUACCUCCGGCCUGCGAGCAUGCAAGUGAAAAUCAUUGAUUUUGGAAGUGCGACGUUUGAGGAAGACUAUCACUCGUCUCUCAUUAACACCCGACAAUACAGGGCCCCAGAAGUUAUUCUGGACAUUGGGUGGGACAUGGCGAACGACAUGUGGUCAUUGGGGUGUAUAUUGAUGGAGCUGUACACCGGAGACGUAUUGUUUCGCACGCAUGAACAUCUUGAACACUUGGCUAUGAUGGAACGCAUUGUGGAGCCGUUUCCGAAGGAAAUGCUGCAAAAGGCGCAAAAAGGAGCAGGGAAAGGAUACCUCACGACAGACAGCCGGGGAGAGGUCCGCCUGAAGUGGCCAGAAGGAGCUGCAUCUGCCGGAAGUGUCAAUCGAGUCAAGGAUUGCGUGCCUCUUGAGGAGUUGGUGCUGCCUCAGGACCGCUUGUUGGCUGACUUCGUGCGGUUUAUUUUGCAAAUCGAUCCGCGGAAACGGCCAGACCCAAAGGAGGCGCUGCGGCACCCGAUCUUUUCACUUGGGAAAUAG